Molecule: messenger RNA, 783 nt
Organism: Emiliania huxleyi CCMP1516
Lineage: Eukaryota; Haptophyta; Isochrysidales; Noelaerhabdaceae
Exons: 1
Coding region: 1-783 (260 amino acids)
Source: RefSeq, a predicted model, not a curated record
AUGCCGAAAUGUGACGGCGGCGAGGGCGACACGGACGGAGCAGGCGACAAAGGCGAAUCCGACGGCGGAGGCGGCGACGGCGACACGGACGGAGGCGGCGAAAGCGAGACCGAUGGCGGCGACGGCGACGGCAAGCGAGCUUGCUGCGGGGAGGGCGAGACGGAGGAAGGCAGCGGCGACGGCGACACGGACGGAGGCGGCGACGGCGACACGGACGGAGGCGGCGACGGCGACACGGACGGAGGCGGCGAAAGCGAGACCGAUGGCUGCGACGGCGACGGCAAGCGAGCUUGCUGCGGGGAGGGCGAGACGGAGGAAGGCAGCGGCGACGGCGACACGGACGGAGGCGGCGACGGCGACACGGACGGAGGCGGCGACGGCGACACGGACGGAGGCGGCGAAAGCGAGACCGAUGGCGGCGACGGCGACGGCAAGCGAGCUUGCUGCGGGGAGGGCGAGACGGAGGAAGGCAGCGGCGACGGCGACACGGACGGAGGCGGCGAAGGCGACACGGACGGAGGCGGCGAAGGCGACACGGACGGAUCCGAGGCGGCGACGGCGACACGGACGGCGGAGCGGCGACAGCGACACGGAAGAAGGCGACGGCGAGACCGACGGCACGGCGGGGAGGGUGAGGGCGGCAGCGGGGAGGAGUGCGGCGGCAACGGCAGCGGCGAGGGCGGCGGCGACGGCGGAGGAGAGAGCGGCGGAGAGGGCGGUGGAGAAGGCCGCGGGGAGGGUGGCGGAGAGGGCGGUGGAGGCGAGGGCGGCGGCGACGGCUGA